Messenger RNA from Papilio machaon (common yellow swallowtail), 2959 nucleotides. RefSeq names its product glutamate receptor ionotropic, kainate 2-like. The transcript is spliced from 16 exons. The coding region runs from base 4 to 2751 and encodes 915 amino acids. The record is from RefSeq and is a predicted model, not a curated record. Lineage: Eukaryota; Metazoa; Arthropoda; Insecta; Lepidoptera; Papilionidae. Gene Ontology annotation, cellular component: plasma membrane; postsynaptic membrane. Gene Ontology annotation, biological process: monoatomic ion transport; modulation of chemical synaptic transmission; synaptic transmission, glutamatergic. Gene Ontology annotation, molecular function: transmitter-gated monoatomic ion channel activity involved in regulation of postsynaptic membrane potential; glutamate-gated receptor activity.
AAAAUGGUUCGUCUUCAAGAUGUAGUCAAAGUGUGUCUACUUUACUUUGUGGUUGCACCUAAAAUUAACGCGUUUAGAAAGUUUGAAUCUUUAAAGACAACUAUUCCUAUUGGUGUUAUCUUACCACCGAAUACAUUGGCAGAAGUUGCGUUUUCUUCGGCAUUGACGCGAGCGUCUGUUGAAAGUAAACGUUAUCACUUUACAAUGAAAGUCAUACAUAUACCUGAGGGUGAUAGCUUUGCUGCGUCUAAAGCCGCAUGCGAACUGUUAGCCGGCGGCGUUGUUGCAAUAUUCGGGCCAUCGGACGCGAACUCAGCUGCUGUGGUCGAAGCGCGCUGUAGAGCUGCGAGGGUACCUCACAUACAAGCUGUUUGGCGACCUACUCCUGCCCGAGGAAUAAAAAGACCUACACCGCCCGGAAUUAACUUGUAUCCUGAAGCAGUCGCUCUUUCAAAAGCUGUUGCGUCACACAUUAAGGAUAGUAAUUGGAACAGCUACACACUCUUUUAUGAUGAUGAUCAAGGUCUAAUAAGACUCCAAGAAAUAUUAAAACACGCAGAGCCGGGACACAAAUGGUUUGUACGUAGACUAGCACCCGGUGGGGACAAUCGACCAUUGUUCAAAGCAGUGAAGACAACCGGAGCUACGCGAGUCAUCAUCGAUUGUCCAGCAGAAAGGAUCCUUGAAUAUUUAAGACAAGCUAAUGAAGUAAAAUUUUUCGAAGACUACAUGAGUUAUGUCCUGAUGUCACUCGAUGCACAUACAUUGGAUCUAGAAGAGCUUCGGUAUGGUCUAUCAAACGUGACCUCAAUGCGUAUUGUGGAUCAUUCCGAUUCAAGAACAUUAUCAUAUUUAGCAGAUUGGAAGACGAGGGGUGGGUCUGAUGUCGAAAUACCAAAAACAACCCAGGAAAUAACAGUAGAAGCUGCACUAGCCAGCGAUGCUGCAACAUUGAUAACAGAUGCAUUUAAAACUGCACCGGAAGGAUUUACGAUAGAGCCCCAAGAACUUGAAUGUGAUUCUGAAAGUCAAUGGGAAGUUGGCGAGGAAUUCUUAGAUCACUUACUAAUGAAUCCGACAACUGGUAUCACAGAUAAAAUAGUACUGGAUAAUACCACUGGUGAACGAACUUAUUUUAAUGUCGAAAUAAUGGAACUAUCUAAUAGUGGUUUUAACAGCAUAGCAAAAUGGAAUUCCAUCACUGGUUAUAAAUAUGCGAGAACAGCGGUGGAAGUUUCAGAUUUGUUAGCUGAGAAAUGGCAAAACAAAACUUUUAGAGUAGUGUCACGAAUUGGAGCCCCAUAUUUGGUUGAAAGGACUCCUAAAGAAGGCGAAGAAUUGACUGGUAAUGAUAGAUACGAAGGUUAUUCAAAAGAUUUAAUACAUGAAAUAUUAGCGGAAUCGUUACAUCUCAAUUAUGAAAUAAUCAUAGUACCAGGAAAUCUUUACGGUUCAUACAAUAAAGAAACUAAGACCUGGGACGGUCUUAUAGGAUAUCUAUUGGAAAGGAAAGCUGAUUUAGCUAUUUGUGAUCUAACUAUAACGUACGAGCGACGAUCUUCGGUUGACUUUACAACGCCUUUUAUGACUUUGGGUAUAAGUAUUCUGUAUUCAAAACCGACACCGCCUCCUCCCGAAUUAUUUUCCUUCCUCAAACCAUUUUCCGUCGAUGUCUGGAUUUAUAUGGCAGCGGCUUAUUUAAUGGUUUCGUUACUACUUCACAUACUAGCUAGAUUAGCGCCAAAAGAUUGGGAAAAUCCUCAUCCGUGUGACAAAUCUCCGGAGGAACUGGAGAAUAUUUGGCAUAUCAAAAACUCAUGUUGGCUUACCGUUGGUUCAAUUAUGACGCAAGGUUCGGAUAUCCUACCAAAAGGAUAUUCAACAAGAUGGGUGUGCGGAAUGUGGUGGUUUUUUGCACUUAUAAUGUGCUCUUCGUAUACUGCGAACUUGGCUGCUUUCCUGACCAACGCCGCCAUGGAUGAUUCAAUAAAAAGCGCUGAAGAUUUAGCUAUGCAAACUAAAAUUAAAUAUGGUACGGUACAAGGUGGAUCGACGUAUUCAUUCUUCAAGCGUUCAAAUGUAUCAACAUUUCAAAAGAUGUGGGGAACCAUGGAAUCGACGCGACCCUCAGUCUUUGUUAAAAAUAACGACGAAGGAGUAGACAGAGUGAUAAAAAUGAAAAAGAAGUAUGCUUUCCUAAUGGAAUCAACUGCCAUUGAAUAUCAAUUAGAGCGCAACUGUGACCUCAUGCAAAUCGGUAGCACAUUGGACUCCAAAGGAUACGGCAUAGCGAUGCCAUUUGACUCAUCAUACCGCACAGCCGUUGAUAACGCAGUGCUGAAACUUGCUGAAAGUGGAAAAUUAGUUGAACUUAAAAAUCGUUGGUGGAAAGUCCCCAAGGAAAAAGCCUGCGUUGCAGAAGAAGCAGGAGAGGAGGGUGCGAGUGCUGAGGAAUUGGGCGUGGACAACGUAGGUGGCGUGUUCGUGGUGCUGGGUAUUGGUUGCGGGAUGGCCGCAGCUAUGGGGGGCUUUGAGUUUCUUUGGCAUGUUAGAGAAGUUGCAAUCGAGCAAAAGAUGUCGCAAACGGAUGCGUUUUGGGCGGAAUUGGCGUUCGCUUUAAGUUUCUGGGAAACUGAGAAGCCCGUUGUUCACUCGAGACCGUCAUCAUCCGCCUCGGGGUCUAUAGCAUCGAGGGCAUCGUCAGUACUACGCUCAGCGGUUGAUCUUUUUCACCUCGAUGUUUUUAAAUAAUUUAACACUACUGCUACUUGGGUUUCUACUUUAGUAACACUAGUAAUAUUGUCAUCUCUUAGAAAACCCGAAAUAACAAAUGUGAUAAUACAAUUCUCACGGCGAUCUGAACCUUCAGUUUCUGACUACUAUUGACAAUGUAGAUAAAUCACUGUAAAAAUUUUAUAUCAAUAAAGUCAACAUGCCUUACACGUCCAUUUCUCUUUUA